UUGGACCCAGCCAUCACAUCCUGACACCCCACGCCUCGCGCGCCGCCACAGCGCGCCGACGCACCACGGCACUAGCCCGCGAGGGGCCGAGGCCUCAACCGGAAGCUGGAAUAGAAUGCGGCGCGCGGAGGUGGCCGUGGUGGGCGCCGGCGCGGCGGGGCUGGUGGCCGCGCGGGAGCUCCUCCGCGAGGGCCACGCUGUGGCCUUCUUCGAGAAGUCCGGCCGCACGGGGGGCACCUGGGCGUACGACCCGCGCGCGGACGCCGACCCGCUGGGCCGCGACCCGGCCUCCCCCGGCGCCGUGCACGGCAGCCUCUACGCGUCGCUGCGCACCAACCUGCCGCGCGAGCUCAUGGGCUUCUCGGGCUUCCCGAUGGCUGGCCGGGUCUUCGCGGGCGACCCGCGCGCGUUCCCGGGCCACCGGGAGGUGCUCGCCUUCCUCGACGCCUUCGCUGAGGAGUCCGGCGUCGCCGCGCGCGUCAGGCUCCGCGCCGAGGUGCUGCGCGUGGCGCCCCUAGGCCAGGGAGAGCGGUGGGCGGUGGCGUGGCGCGGGGAGGACGGCGAGGUCGCUGAGGAGGUGUUCGACGCCGUCGUCGUCUGCAAUGGCCACUGCACGGCGCCUCUGGUGCCCAAGAUCCGAGGAAUUGACAAGUGGCGGGGAAAGCAAAUUCACAGCCACAACUAUCGCGUCCCAGAACCAUUUCGAGAUCAGAGUGUUGUUGUGGUAGGAUUCGCAGCCAGCGGAAUUGACAUUGCUGCAGAAAUCUCGCGUGUUGCCAAGGAAGUGCACAUCGCGGCAAGAUACUCGGAAGACAGGCUUGGGAAGAUCGAACUCUACCAGAAUGUCUGGAUGCACGCAGAGAUAGAUGGCAUCCAAGACGAUGGCCGAGUGCAUUUUGCUGAAGGUUCAGCAGUAGCUGCAGAUACCAUUCUUUACUGCACAGGGUAUCGCUACCAUUUCCCAUUCCUCGACCUGGACGGGCUCACUGUCGACGACAACCGCGUCGGACCAUUGUACAGGCACGUCUUCCCGCCCAAGUACGCACCCAACCUCUCCUUCGUCGGGCUACCAUUCAAGACCAUCAUCUUCCAGGCACUGGAGCUGGAAUCCAAGUGGGUCGCCGCCGUCCUGUCGGGGCACACCGCGCUGCCGAGCGAGGAGGGCAUGAUGACCGCCGUGCGGGAGGACUACCGGCGGAUGGAGGAGGCCGGCAGGCCCAAGCGCCACACGCACGCGCUGUGGCCUGAAUGGGUGGAGUACAUGAACUGGCUGGCGGACCAGGUGGGGGAGCCGCACCUGGAGGCGCGGCGGCGCGACGUGUACGACAGGGUGCUCAAGUGCAUCUGGUCUCUGGACGACAGGUACAGAGAUCGAUGGGAAGAGGAGGAAGAAAGCGCGACGGUGGCGACUCUGCAACGCAAGGGAUCAAUCUGCCAAGCGUCGUAUCGUGAUUCCUCUAGAUGAUGAUUGAGCAGUAAGCCAGUAAUCUUCUGGCAAACAAGUUGUCGUUAAACUGGAAUGGAACCAAUACUGCGUCCCCUUUUUAUAGACGAGAACAUUGGAACAGGAAUUUUUUUAGUGUGCGAACCGAUUGUAUGGGGUUCCUGUACGUAUUCCGGAAGGUGGAUAAGCGUUGCAUCGCA
This is a messenger RNA of Setaria italica (foxtail millet), 1644 nucleotides long. Its product is annotated as flavin-containing monooxygenase FMO GS-OX-like 2. Lineage: Eukaryota; Viridiplantae; Streptophyta; Magnoliopsida; Poales; Poaceae. Gene Ontology annotation, molecular function: N,N-dimethylaniline monooxygenase activity; flavin adenine dinucleotide binding; NADP binding. The record is from RefSeq and is a predicted model, not a curated record. The transcript has 7 exons. Bases 116 to 1465 code for a protein of 449 amino acids.